UCAAAAGGUGAAAUGAUGAGAUGAAAGGUGUCAACUUUUGACAAUAAGGCUAAAUCAUUGAAAAUAAGGAAUUUUCAUCAAACCUUAUCACUUUGCACGACCAUUAUUCUGAAAAACAGAGAGAAAAGAAAACCAAAAACCAUUUCUUGGCUGGUUUGAAGAAAUUCUAAGGAGAUCCAAGUGAAAGCAAAGCCAAAGAAGUAGAUUAAGCUUAGUUCUAGCCUUUUUAUGAUAUUUCUUGGGGUUUCCAAGUGGUUUGAGGUUUAGAAAAGCUUGAAGAGAUUGUUUUCGCCGAAAAGUUGCUCGGAUAAGCACAUCAAUACCUAAGACAUCACUUGUUACACGGUGAAAUAUAUUGUGGACAAAAGGUAGAGAAAGAAAUAUGUGAAUGAUAUGAGGAGAACUGAAGCAUGGUCCUGACCCUGAUUUGUACAUAUGAACACAUCGACCUUUUUGUGGGUUAUUUCAGUUAUCAGUGAGAUGUUUGUAAUAAAGUGUGAAGUUAUGUUUUGAAAAUAAAUUGGGUUAUUUAAUACUUAUGUAUAAUAUGUUUGAGACACACUUUAUGUUUAAUGUAAAUAAGGUGAAAUAAGUUUUCAAGUUUAAAAAAAAAAAAAAAAAAUGUCCAGACUUCCGCAGAAAUAAAUUAUGAUAUAGUUUUAAAACGUAACACCUCAAAUAUGGUUUUUAACUAAAAUAAGUGAGGGUGUUACAAGUUGGUAUCAGAGCGCCAUGGUUAAAAUGUUCUUGUAGACCGUUCAUAUGUACACAUUGAGGAAAGGAUAAUGCUCAGUUCAUCUGUAAGUUUUAUGUGUGCAUUUAUUAUGUGCUGGUUGCAUGCAUCAUGUGCUUUAUUGGCUAAAUGACAUAAGUUAUGGACAUUUUGUCUUAAAAGAUAUAUAAUAACACAGAUGGAUCAUGAACAUGGAAUUGGGGCUACUGAAGGCUCUUGCAGCAAUAAAUAUGAACAAGAAAUGGCUCAACUUCGAGCGGUAGUGAAUAGACAGGCUGAACAAAUUGAGAAGUUGUUAGCAGAACAACGACAAAGGCAAGCACCAACACCACCUACUGAAACUCCAACACCUCCACAAGCUCCACCUCCACAAGCUCCACCUGCAGUGCACCCCAUGGAACCAUUAUAUGAACGGUUCCGAAAACAACGCCCACCAGUAUUUGAAGGUAGCACUGACCCACUUGACGCACAAGACUGGAAGAGUUCUUUAGAAGACAUCUUUGAGUUCAUGCAACUAAGUGACAGGGAAAAAGUUUCUUGUGCUGCACAUACACUUAAAAAGGAUGCUAAGAUCUGGUGGGAAGUGGUUAAGCAGACUAGAGAAGUGAAUCAGAUGACUUGGGCAGAAUUUGAACUGGUCUUCAAUGAGAAGUUUUAUAAUGAAGCUGUGUUGACUGCCAAAGUAAGUGAGUUCACUAGAUUGCAACAGGGGAAUCUAUCAGUGGCUGAGUACGCCAGGACAUUUGACCGGUUAGCCAAGUUUGCACCAGACUUGGUUAACACUGAAACUAGUAGAGUGAAUCGCUUCCUGGAGGGUCUACAACCAGAAUUGGCUAGAGAUGUAGAUAUGGGACGUACAGGGCCUCUUUCUUAUGCUCAGGCUGUGGAGAAAGCUUUGAGAGCUGAACAUAGAGAAGAAAAAAUAACAAAAGCUAAAGCUGCUACUAGCACGCCUCGUAGAGACACUCCAUUCAACAAAGAACAAAGCCGCUUUCACAAUGACAACAAAAGAGGGGCCCAGAAUUUCCAAUUUAGACAAGGACAGAAUAAGAAAUUUAAAGGAGGUCAGCAAAACAGGCAACCUGGAUUCCAACAAAUGCCACGAUGUCAAACUUGUGGAAAGAAUCAUUUCGGGGAGUGCAGGCUUCUAACUAAGAGCUGCUUCAAAUGUGGCAAGGGGGAUCAUUUUAUCAAAGAUUGUCCAUUGAUGAAGAACCAACAAAUGAAGGAUGAACCUCAGAGGACAAAUGCUAGGGUGUUCACGAUUACUCAGGCUGAUGCUGAUACCAACAACUCUGUUGUGUCAGGUGAUAUUUUUGCAUCUGGUAUUCUCACUCAUGCAUUAAUAGAUUCAGGUGCCACGCAUUCAUUUGCAUCAUUGACAUAUGUAAAAAGGUUGGGUGGAUCGUGUGAAAAAUUGUCAGAAGUUUUUAGUACAAUGUUACCAUCUGGAGAGAUUCUGUAUUCUACUCAUUGGUUGAGGGGGGUUCCUAUUUGCAUUGAUGGUAGGGAAUUAUAUGCUGAUCUAAUAAUGUUAGAGAUGGCCGAUUAUGAGGUGAUUUUGGGUAUGGAUUGGCUUUCAAAGUAUAAUGCCACUAUUGAUUGUAGAAGGAAAACAGUGAUAUUUAAGCCUUCGGAGGAAGAUGAGUUUAUGUUUACUGGAGCGACAUCGAAAGGUUGCAUUCCAUUAAUUUCUGCUAUGAAGGCCAGGCGACUGUUGGAAAGUGGAUGUGUGGGUUAUCUCGCCAGUGUGGUUGACACGUAUAAGGAGCAAAAGUUAAAACCGGAAGAUGUACCGGUAGUUAGAGAUUUCUUAGAAGUAUUUCCAGAAGAUUUACCGGGAUUGCCUCCAGACAGAGAAAUUGAAUUUGUGAUUGAGCUACUUCCUGGUACAGCCCCUGUGUCCAAGGCACCUUAUAGAAUGGCACCAGCAGAACUAAAGGAAUUAAAGAUACAAUUGUAAGAACUCCUGGAUAAA
Messenger RNA from Humulus lupulus (European hop), 2711 nucleotides. RefSeq lists its product as uncharacterized. The transcript has 4 exons. The record is from RefSeq and is a predicted model, not a curated record. Lineage: Eukaryota; Viridiplantae; Streptophyta; Magnoliopsida; Rosales; Cannabaceae. Gene Ontology annotation, molecular function: zinc ion binding; nucleic acid binding. Bases 912 to 2696 code for a protein of 594 amino acids.